This is a messenger RNA of Malassezia pachydermatis, 615 nucleotides long. RefSeq lists its product as hypothetical. The transcript has a single exon. Gene Ontology annotation, cellular component: mitochondrion. Bases 1 to 615 code for a protein of 204 amino acids. The record is from RefSeq and is a predicted model, not a curated record. Lineage: Eukaryota; Fungi; Basidiomycota; Malasseziomycetes; Malasseziales; Malasseziaceae. Gene Ontology annotation, molecular function: nucleic acid binding.
AUGGCCGUGGCGGCUGCUACACGCGGCGCCGCGUACGAAAUGGCAUGCUUACAUACCCUAACACCCUGGCUUUCCAUGCGCCUGCAUCGGACUGGCGGCGCAGGCGAUCGAGGGAUCGACUUGCAAGGCUGGUGGGAUGUGCCCCAGGUAGCACAGUCCACCUCUACCUGUGGCAGCGUACGUGUGUUGGUGCAGUGCAAAGCGGAAAAGAAGGCCAUUGGGCCCUCUGUGGUACGGGAACUGGAAGGAACAACGUUCCGUGCUAUUUGUGAGAAUCAGGGGCGUGCGGCAGAUCUAGCAACGUCCCUACCAGCCUCGUCGGUGACUACACCUGUGCUGGGCCUUUUGGCUAGUUUUUCAGGGUUUUCCAAGCAAGCCAUUCUCCAUGCGCGGUCCAGUCGCGUGCCUCUUUUGCUCCUGCACUUAUGUACGCCGUCCCCCUCGAUAGAGGAAACGGAGCGUCUCACAUGCCGUGGGUUCGUAUGGAACGAUGCCCUCGCAGGCCCGCAAGGUCUAUUGCGAGGCCGUUACGAGGCCGUAUGGACGUCCACCUCGCCCACAUCCUAUACCCCCUCGCGCCUAUCUCUCUACUGUGAUGGCAUUCGUGUAGCCUAA